Molecule: messenger RNA, 1260 nt
Organism: Meyerozyma guilliermondii ATCC 6260
Lineage: Eukaryota; Fungi; Ascomycota; Pichiomycetes; Serinales; Debaryomycetaceae
Gene: RVB2
Product: RuvB family ATP-dependent DNA helicase reptin
Exons: 1
Coding region: 1-1260 (419 amino acids)
Biological process (GO): box C/D snoRNP assembly; regulation of transcription by RNA polymerase II; chromatin remodeling
Cellular component (GO): Swr1 complex; Ino80 complex; NuA4 histone acetyltransferase complex
Molecular function (GO): ATP binding; ATP hydrolysis activity; DNA helicase activity
Source: RefSeq, a predicted model, not a curated record
AUGGUGGGACAGUUGAAGGCCAGAAAAGCCGCUGGUGUGAUCCUCAAGAUGGUGCAAGCGGGACGUAUUGCUGGCAGAGCCGUGUUGGUAGCAGGGCCUCCAUCAACUGGUAAGACCGCCAUCGCCAUGGGAUUGUCACAAACUCUUGGAAGCGAAGUUCCAUUUACUGCAAUUUCCGGAUCGGAGAUUUUCUCGUUGGACAUCUCCAAGACGGAAUCGUUGACCCAGGCGUUCAGAAAAUCCAUUGGGAUCAGAAUUAAAGAGGAAACUGAAAUCAUUGAAGGUGAAGUGGUGGAAAUUCAGAUCGAUCGCUCAAUUACCGGGGGCCACAAGCAGGGAAAACUUACCAUCAAGACCACUGAUAUGGAAACUAUCUACGAGUUGGGUAACAAGAUGAUCGAAGGCCUCACGAAGGAAAAGGUUUUGGCUGGAGAUGUUGUAUCCAUAGACAAGGCAUCUGGAAAAAUAUCCAAAUUGGGACGGUCUUUCACCAGAGCCCGUGAUUACGAUGCCAUGGGACCAGAGACCAAGUUUGUUCAGUGUCCCGAGGGAGAAUUGCAAAAACGUAAGGAAGUGGUUCACACAGUUUCGUUGCACGAGAUUGAUGUAAUUAAUUCCAGACAGCAGGGAUUUUUGGCAUUGUUUUCCGGAGAUACAGGGGAAAUUCAAGCAGAGGUCAGAGACCAAAUCAAUACCAAGGUUGCAGAAUGGAAAGAAGAAGGCAAGGCCGAAAUUGUACCAGGAGUAUUGUUCAUUGAUGAGGUUCAUAUGUUGGAUAUUGAAUGCUUUUCCUUCAUCAACAGAGCGUUAGAGGACGAAUUUGCUCCAAUCGUCAUGAUGGCUACCAACAGAGGAUUGUCCAAGAUCCGUGGCACCAACUACAAGGCUCCCCAUGGAUUACCCAUGGAUCUCUUGGACAGAAGUAUUAUCAUUCACACUGCCCCAUAUUCUGCCGACGAAAUCAACACGAUUUUGUCGAUUCGUGCUACUGAAGAAGAGGCCGAAUUGGCACCGGAUGCUUUGGCGUUGUUGACCAAAAUUGGUCAAGAAACCAGCUUGCGGUAUGCAUCGAAUUUGAUUGCGGUUUCACAGCAAAUAGCUAUCAAGAGAAGAAGCAGCACCAUCGAGUUGACCGACGUCAAGAGAGCUUAUAUGUUGUUCUUGGACUCAGACAGAUCGGUGCAAUAUGUGGAGGAAUUUUCUUCACAGUACCUCGACGACAAUGGAGUUGCUUUCACCGAAAAGAUGGAGACAGACUAG